UUUUUUUUCCUUCUUUCUUUGUUUCUUUAUAUAUUUUAUUCCAUGAAAAGAAAGGUGGACAAUACAAAUGAAAAUAAGAAACGUCGAUUGGGUUCUUCAUUGAAGAAUAAUACUAGAUACCCAUUAUCGUAUUUAUUUUCUAGUAUAGUUCAUCGUCAAUCGCCACUCUGUCUUACUAACUCUUCACAAGGUGUCGUUGUAGCAGCGCCUCCUCGACCCAUUCCUUCCAGUAUCCAUUGUUUAUCUGGUGACCUAUAUACUCUCAACAAUUCAGCAUUAUCUUCGUCAUUGACAUAUAACAUCAAAAAAGUACCUAUUCGAAUGGCGGAAAACUAUCAUAAAGAACAUACCAUUACUCAUCUCAACUGGAAUCAAAAAGGAACGACACUCGCGUCAGUUGACGAAACAGGAAAGUUGGCAUUGUGGAAUAUAGAAAACUCGGUAGAUAGUUGGUCUUUAACAUAUGAAGUGGAUCUACGCCAACCUGUGGCCGCAAUACUUUGGCUGAAUGCAGAUCGAGAAUAUGCUCCUUAUAGAAAUGAUGAUCGUUGCGAGUUUGUCAGGGAAAAUGUAUUUGGACCAAGGAAUCCAUUUGGUUAUCUUGCUUUCAUUGCGGUCACAGUUCAUGGCGAAAUCAGUGUGCACUAUCAACGGAAUGGCUCUAUCUUUUCUACCUUCUCAACAACAUUACCAAAAACGGGACAUCGAGAUACAAGUCGUGCAGAUACUGGUUGUUAUGGUAUGGCACUUGCUGGUUUGGAUGAUUGGCAAAGAAUGUCACACGCGUCGUUGGUUUUAGGAAAAGGUGGAGAUAUAUAUUUGGCAUCCUAUUAUUCAGAGUGUGUACCAAAAACGAUCUAUUUGUACAAAAUAUCCAUUCAGUUUCCUUGCAAAUCCGAAAAUGGUGCUAUCUUUUGUCAGUCAACAGCAAAUUUACGAUUCAAUUCAGUACCUGAUCCUUAUUUAGAAUCUAUUUCAAAUCCUGAAAUGGCCAUCACUCAAAUCAAAUUAUCACAUUCUUCCGAUGAGGUUAUGUUACAUGUAUGUUUCGGUGAACAAGAUGUAUCAACAAAGCAGUAUUCGGGAUAUUAUGGAAAAUGGACUUUGGGACACAUCACACAACAAAUAGGUGGAAACUAUUUUGAUGGAAACACAUACAGUGAUAAUGUUAUACGAAGAGAACAAAUAGAAUUGAAAUAUGUCUCUGGAUUCGCUUUGGGUGACCGAUUCGUUACAUCUAUAUCUUGUAGUAGAUCAGGAGAAUUAGCUUUGGGACUUUCUGAUGGCAGCAUUCAUAUGGAACUUCAAAAAAAUAGAUCUGAUUUUCAUCUUGCGCGAUAUUCAAAUGAUAACCAAACAACUUCACUUUCUUCCAACUUUUGGCAAGUGGUUGGAUCUCAUAUGUAUGAAGACGAAUUUUUCGAUCCUGUUUUUGGUAUUUGUUUCUCUCCCUGUGAGACCCAUCUUCUUCAUAUUCUUUCAUCGGGUCGUAUUGGCUCAGCAAGAAUUACCAUGGAUACAGUUACAGAGGAUAAUGAAGGGGGUACUAUCAAAUCACUUGAACAGCAGAUGAAACUUAGUCUACUUAAUCAAACGGAUAAUCUUGAUUUGAUAUCUGAAGUCAUUCGAAUUGGACAACUGCCAGGAUACGAAGAUAUAUCGGAUCAAAUCUUGGAGAAUGUUUUGUUGGCAUAUGAAUCCUUCUUCUAUCAACAAGAUUUGAACAUUUUACAAGCAACACCAGAAUCUAAUAUUAUCAAACGAAACGAUAUUGAAGAAUGGACACUUGCACGAACAAGACCAGCAUAUGGACUUGCGAUUGGUACUUACCGAUAUCUUUCUGGUAAACGAAUGCAAUUCAUAAAUUUGACCAAAGCUAUCCAAUUGCCUAUUAUUCUUGAAUGUUUUAUGGGAAGCUGUACAUCCGAUCUAGAUGAUAUGAAUGAGGUUUUAGAUUUCAACAAUAAAAGCUCCAAAUUUCUCUCUUUUAAUCCAGAUAGUUUAUGGUCGUUAGUAUCUCUAUCAACUUGGACAUUAGAUUAUGUACGAUGGACUUUACAGGAAUGGAAUAUACUUUUUAACAGCCGGCAUCCCAAAACUUCUGGAAACAAAGAUUUAUCAUCAAAGCAAACACAUGCUGUCUUACUAGUACACAAGGAAUCUCGAAUAUCACUUAUCAAGAUCUUGUUGAUGAUCCAACAGUUUAUUCAGUAUGCUACAACAUCUAAAUAUGAACUACAACAUAUGGUAGAAACCAAGUCACUUUUAUUACGACAUAUAUCAACAACACUUACCAGUGAACCUGUACCUAUCAACGAUGUCAUUUCCUUUCUUCAGGCAUUGGAUAACAUCAAAGAUCUCGAAGAAGCAGUUAGAAACAACAAGUCUAGUAGGUGGUCCAUCCUGAUCUCAUCGAAAUUACCAUCUGGGGAAAUCAUGGAUGAACUGAAGAAGGUCACUGGAGAAUAUCGAAGCAAAUGCGCCGUACCUGCUAUUUAUUUGGAAACUCAUAAGGAUUACCCAAUUGAUGUUAUUCGCAAGAAACGUAUUAGCAAUACUAGUGGGGGCUUACAAAGUUGUAUCAGAUGUCGACAACUAUACCUUCCUACGAUGUCUGAUACUUUGGAUCCUACAUCCUUCUCGUCUUGGUUCCAUAGUUUGACACGACGUUGCGUAUGUGGUGGAUUAUUCUUCUGAUUAGAUCUGUUAUUGUUUUUAUUAUUAUUAUUAUUAUUAUCAUU
Halteromyces radiatus is the source of this 2741-nucleotide messenger RNA. RefSeq lists its product as uncharacterized. Gene Ontology annotation, molecular function: protein binding. The record is from RefSeq and is a predicted model, not a curated record. The transcript is spliced from 15 exons. Gene Ontology annotation, cellular component: mediator complex. Gene Ontology annotation, biological process: positive regulation of DNA-templated transcription. Bases 43 to 2697 code for a protein of 884 amino acids. NCBI's taxonomy places the organism in Eukaryota, Fungi, Mucoromycota, Mucoromycetes, Mucorales, Cunninghamellaceae.